Messenger RNA from Parnassius apollo (apollo), 321 nucleotides. The record is from the annotation of a GenBank genome assembly. Lineage: Eukaryota; Metazoa; Arthropoda; Insecta; Lepidoptera; Papilionidae.
AUGUUAGACGAAGAGUGUAAUGUUUUAAGGUCAGAUCACUGUGGAAAUUGUGACGAGUUUAAGGCUAAACUGAAAGGCUUAGAAGUUGUCUUAAGGAAUGCAUUUAAUAGUGAAGAAAAGGGUGUAAUUGAAAAAAAGAUUAGAGAUUUAGAAACUGAAAAUAAAGCACACAAGUUAAAAGCCGAGGUAUUCUAUCGCAGAAAAAGAGCAACUAGAAUUUAUUGUCAAUCAUCUUCUAUAAGAGAAGCUAUCGCCAUGGAUUAUCAAAAGAAUUUGAGCAUGCCUAACAUAACUUCUAAUGAGACCUACUAUAAGAGAUAG